AUGACGCUUUGGUAAAAAUAUGUGUCAAACUAAUGCCUAGAAACUUAUACAAACUGUUUCAAAUAUGGAAAAAGGAGGCACUCCGAAAAAAGACGAAAGUAUUUCUGAUAUUCUUGCUGCUGCUGAUAGAAAAACACAACAAAAUGGAUACGCGGAAAGUAGCAAAAAUACCCACGAAACUGGCGAUAGUGCCAGAAAUACACAAGAAGACAAUAGAUACAGUCGGGAGACUGAUUUGGUGAAUGGUUCAAUAAGACAUAACACGGAUAGGGAAAACUUGCCAGUAACUGAUGAAGUGAAACUACAAUCAGAACAAGAUACAACAUUAAGCUCAGGUACAGAUAAAAGGAAACCUUCAAUAUCACAAUCUGAUGGCGAUACAAUGAAUGUUAAUGAAGUAUAUGAGGGUCAGCUGGACCUUUCAAAUCCAGACAGUGUUAUACAUAUGCUUGAAAACUGUGAUCUGACAGAAGAAGAUACUGAAAAUCUUUUGCAAGAAGCUUAUAGUAUGAACAGAAAAUUGAAAGAAAUGUUGAGACGACAGGACGCAGAUCAAUCAGCUUCUGGGAAAACCAAAUCCCAAAAACCAAAACCCAAAAAUAAACCUAGCCAGGGUAGUUCAGCAGCUUCGUCGUCAUCUGGUUCUAGGGUUGGCUCCUCAUUUGGGUCAAGGAAAAUUCUGCCUCCAAUACCAGGAGAAACCAGUGUGUAUACAAUGAAGUUAAGAAGAUCCCAAACCCAAGUUCCUGACAGACAAAUGGUUCAUGAUGUGGCUCCAAGAUCAAGAUCAUCAAAGCCACCAAAAAAGGAGAUGGGGUCACCUACAAGGCGGAGGAAGGCAACGGAGCCAAAGGCCGAGUGGAAUGACCGCUUUAAUUACUCAUAGACCAAUCAAAUGCUUAAAUAAGGAACACCUUUUAAAUCAAGUUUGCGUCUGUUUUAAAUUUUGGUACUCUUGCUUUUGUUAUAUUUUUUAUUGCAGAACCAAAAGCACUUGUUUGUAAGAGAUUUGCUACUGAAAAAAUUUGAUAUUUAUUAUGUGUGCUAUAUCAUAUUAAAAUAUUCUUAGUAUUCUAUGAUAAUGUUGUAAGAUAAUUUAGAAAACAGUCAUUAGUUUUUUGUGCAAGGCUGUGAUAUGAUACUUAUACUAAGAUUUGACACAAGUAAAUAUUGUUUAUGUUCAUUAUAUUGUACAUAUGCUAUACUAUUGUUUGCAAAUAACUUAGUGAAACAUGCUCGGCAAUUACCAUGUUCACAAUGCCAUUUUGCACUGAAUAGUCAAUUUGUACCGCCUAAAAGGCGGCUUCAGGCAGUCAGUUUUCAGGCAGAGUAAAUUCCAUGUGAUAUGUAACAGAAUACACUAAAUUGCUGAAGGCGGUAGUCAAUGUUUCUUGGAUGUGUGAAGUCCAUGUAAAGAUAAUAGAUGUGCACUCGUUUCAAAAUUCACUAGGUAGUUUUGAGCGAAGCAAAAGCCACUAUCAUAUAAUGCAGAACCUUAAAUUGCUAAGUUCAUUUGCAACAGUAGUAAAAUGAUAGAUGCCUCUGCCUUUCUUUGAUAUUCAUGAGGCAGAUCUGAUCUCAGUGUCUUGAGAUAUCUUUCAAAUGAAGGUGCAGUAUUCAUUUUACAAUUCAUCUCUUUGCUAUGUAGGAACAUGUACAUAUGUUAGGUCCUGGCAUCAAUUUCAAGCUGUGCUCCAGCUAGGCCUAAAUAGCACGGGGGAGUGCCCUGCUGCUCUUUUCUGGCGCCCUGCUGCCUCUUUACUAUGCCCUGCUGUGCUCUUUUGUUUGACAGAGCUGCCUUUGAUGAUUAUGAACAAUAUUUGACAUUUAUUGGACUUAUUGUUGAGUCAAUAUUCAGAAAUAGGUAUAAAAAUAAUAAAUAUACAUAUUUUAGACACUUGAGCUAAGGUAUCCAUAACAAACUAUUAGUAUUGAACGUAGUUACAACACAUACACAAUAUGAAUUGAGCUUUAAAAUUUCUGACUUAGCACCCUGUCUUUUUUAGGUCCUGGCUGGAGCACUGUCACCCAUACAUGUUUAUCAUAAUAAAACAAACCAUUGUAUGUAUUGUGCCAUUUAUCAGUUCACUACGAAACAUCAUUGGAAUAAUUUAGGAAUGUGCUAACUGUUUCGUGCUUUGUUAAACUUUAUAUUCUAUUGAACUUUCACUUUUAUUAAUUUUAGUACAACAAAAUAUUAAUUUUAGUAUACAACAAAAUGAAAUGGUAGUUUUACUAAUGAAAGAAAGUGUCAAUGUGUACUUCAUUGUAAAAAUAUAUAUUCAAAAACUGCAAGUAUACUUUGGUAUAAUGUUGCAUAAAUAACUACAAAUCUAUGAGUCAGUAUUGUUUAGUUCAAGUGUUACAUUGCAAAACAAUUGUAUUAUUGAGUUAAUAGGUCAGUAUUAGAUUCAAAGUAUUCCAUCUUAUUGAAAUAUGAUAGUGUUGUAAACUUGGGUUUGUUUUAGGUUUUUGUUGGAUGUAUUAUGUUGGAACAAUGAAGUCAUUUAUAUUAACUGCUAAAGUAAUACUGAAUUUGCAGCUAUUGCCUGGCAACAAAUACUUGUUUCUUUAAGAAUAUUGUAUAAUUAUCAGAUGUAUUCUGACAUUGUGUUCAUUCAUCUAAAUUUCAUUAAAGUUUACAAGUUCA
Molecule: messenger RNA, 2650 nt
Organism: Mya arenaria
Lineage: Eukaryota; Metazoa; Mollusca; Bivalvia; Myida; Myidae
Exons: 2
Coding region: 65-886 (273 amino acids)
Source: RefSeq, a predicted model, not a curated record